Molecule: messenger RNA, 1564 nt
Organism: Cannabis sativa
Lineage: Eukaryota; Viridiplantae; Streptophyta; Magnoliopsida; Rosales; Cannabaceae
Product: vignain
Exons: 3
Coding region: 287-1363 (358 amino acids)
Cellular component (GO): lysosome
Molecular function (GO): cysteine-type endopeptidase activity
Source: RefSeq, a predicted model, not a curated record
UUCAACAACUCAAUAUUCGUCAGCCUUGUGAUCAAGCUGAAUCAAAUCAACGAGGUUGGCAUGUAAGCUGUUGGGACAAAUCAAGUUUAAACCUAUGACAAAUUCAUAUCAAUCAUCUAAUAAUAGAUGGUGUAACCUCUAAAAUGGAGCCCAUAUUUUGAGGUAAAAACUACAAAAAGCUAACUAAAACCGUUCACCAUGUUAUAAAAGCUUGCAUAAUUGCAUUGGUAGAGUUACCAAAUCAAACAACAUCAUCUCUCACAUUUCUCCAAGGAAAAGAAAAAGUAUGGAUUUGGGGAAGUUUUUCCUGAUUGCUCUUUCGCUUGCUGUGCUUUUCGAGCUAGCUCAAAGCUUUGAAUUCCAUGAAAAAGACUUGGCUUCUGAAGAGAGUCUAUGGGAUUUAUACGAGAGGUGGAGAAGCCAGCACACAGUUUCGAGGGACCUUAAAGAAAAGCAUCAACGUUUCAAUGUGUUCAAGGCGAAUGUAAAGCAUGUCCACAAGGUGAACCAGAUGAACAAGCCUUACAAGUUGAAACUGAACAUGUUUGCAGACAUGACCAACCAUGAGUUUGUAAGAUCCUAUGCUGGAUCAAAGGUUAACCACUAUAGGAUGUUACACGGUGAACGACCAACUACUACCUUCAAGCAUGAAAACACUAGUGAUCUUCCAACAUCUGUUGAUUGGAGGAAGAAAGGAGCAGUCACUGGAGUUAAAAACCAAGGCAACUGUGGUAGCUGUUGGGCAUUCUCAGCUGUAGCUGCAGUUGAAGGUGUCAACCAAAUCGAAACAAAGGAGCUGGUAUCUUUGUCGGAACAAGAAUUGGUUGAUUGCAGCUCGAAAAACCAUGGUUGUGAAGGGGGGUUGAUGGAACCUGCUUUUGCGUUCAUAAAGAAGCAAGGAGGUAUAACUACUGAAAAGAGCUAUCCCUACACAGCCAGUGAUGGUUCUUGUGAAUCAUCUAAGUUCAAAAACUCUCCUUUGGUGACCAUUGAUGGAUACGAAAGGGUACCCGAAAACGAUGAGAAUGCUCUAAUGAAAGCCGCAGCAAACCAACCUGUAUCUGUUUCCAUAGAUGCUGGUGAUAGGGAUUUUCAGUUUUACUCAGAGGGAGUCUAUUCAGGAGAAUGUAGUAUACAGCUAAAUCAUGGAGUUGCAGUAGUGGGGUAUGGAGCAACUCUUGAUGGGACAAAAUAUUGGAUAGUGAAGAACUCUUGGGGAGCCGAAUGGGGAGAGAAAGGCUAUAUUAGGAUGGAACGCGGAAUUGAUGCAGAAGAAGGGCUGUGUGGUAUAGCAAUGGAUGCUUCUUACCCGGUUAAAUCCUCAGCAAACCCCAAAACUGGUUCUUCUAAAGAUGAACUGUAGUGCUAAUCUAAUGCACACAAAUCACAUAUAUUAAGUUUUAUUAAAUUUCACUGUUAGUCUUUGUUUAGGCAAGGUCAAUUUCAAGCCUUUACUAAUACAUCAAAUAAAAUCUUUCUGGCUUUCACAAGUGAGAUCAUACUAUAGACUGUACUAGUUUUAUGAUUUGUUUUUGAUUGGAAUAAAAGGUUUUUUGUAGCCAUA